Messenger RNA from Oncorhynchus keta (chum salmon), 2020 nucleotides. Its product is annotated as neurofibromin-like. NCBI's taxonomy places the organism in Eukaryota, Metazoa, Chordata, Actinopteri, Salmoniformes, Salmonidae. The transcript is spliced from 6 exons. The record is from RefSeq and is a predicted model, not a curated record. The coding region runs from base 537 to 1154 and encodes 205 amino acids.
ACAAGAUCCCAGAUGUGUUUGUUUUUGUCCCGUGUAAAUAUUCAUUUAUUUUUUGAAUACAUUGAAAUAAUUGAAUCUCUUUUUUUCCAUUUUCAAAUUAAAUAUACCUUCCUGCAACCCGCCUCACUCAAUGUGGUACGGAUCUGCUUAUAACUAGAAUGGCCGAUUUAAUUAGGGCCGAUUUCAAGUUUUCAUAACAACCCGAAAUCGGUAUUUUUGGGCCCCGAUUAGAUUUUUAAUGAAACAUUUUAUACCUUUAUUUAACUAGGGAAGUCAGUUAAGAACACAUUCUUAUUUUCAAUGACGUCGUAGGAACGGUUGGUUAAUUGCCUUGUUCAGGGGCAGAACGACAGAUUUUCACCUUGUCAGCACGGGGAUACAAUCUUGCAACCUUACGGUUAACUAGUCCUACGCUCUAACCACCUGCCUCUCGUUGCACUCCACAACUGCCUGUUACGCGAAUGCAGUAGAAGCCAAGGUUGCAGGAGCUGACAGUCUGCUCAGAAGACACUGUGGAUGUGCACAAUAUAGAGCUCAUGCAGUACAUCAACGUGGACUGCUCCAAACUUAAAAGACUGCUCCAAGAAACGGUAUUAAAAUUCAAAGCCCUGAAGAAACCUGCCCAACUUGCCGUCAUUAACAGUUUGGAAAAGGCCCUGCUCUUCAACCCCACCAAGUCCUUCUCUCGCGGGGCAGGCAGCCAGAACGCAGACGUGGACCUCAUGAUCGACUGCUUCGUCUCCUGUUUCCGUAUCAACCCUCACAACAAUCAGCACUUUAAGGUCUGUUUGGCCUCCGCCUCCCCCUCUACCUUUCACUUUGUCCUGGUCAACUCCCUGCACAGAAUCAUCACCAAUUCUGAUCUGGACUGGUGGCCUAAGAUUGAUGCAGUGUACUGCUACUCUGGAGAGCUGCGACUGAUGUUCUCAGACACUCUGAGCCGAUUGAUGCAAGGCCUUCACACACAUUGUAACGGUUUUGACUUGAGGUUAUUAUUUAUAGGGGUGCCAGGUAGGUCGUGCCUACCAGAGAGAACAUUGGUUUCUCCUUUUAGUUUGGGUGGGAUUGAGUCCCAUCUGGUCCGUCAAGUCUACACCAAUACAAAGGACUUAUGUAAAAGUCAGGAUGGAAAUAAACUUUUCAUAAACCCUUAAAACAUUGGGAAGAACUUCAAAACAACUAUAUUCUUUUGCGUGGGUUGUAUUAGCAACAACAAUGAUUACACACACACAUAUAAUAAUAUCACAAUGAGUUCUGGUUCCUCCAGAAAUGUCCUGUACCUCGGGCCUAAAAAGAGUCCAGCCCGGUAAAGGAGUUCAGUGAACUCAAGUGACUUUUGUCACGCAAUGUUUGUCCGUUCAUUCAGUGUAGCGUAAACCCAGUACUAAACACAAUCAAUAUAACAAUAAUUUUACCACAGAACUUUAAAGCGUAUCAACUCUUACUAAGUCCUCAACUACAACUAACUACAUAAAUCAUCACAGUAUACCUCACAUCAAAACAAAUGAAAUACUGUAUACAAAAAGGUGGUAGUCAGUCGGUCAGUCAGACAAUCCAAUCCGCCAAUAGAUCUCCAGCGGAGAAAGGCCACGAAGAACAGAGGGGUGUAGUCCACGGCCGCAAAGAGUGGAUCCGAUCCUGGGUAAACUCUCUUAGGCUACAAAACACACGUUUAACGGCAACAAAACAAACGGAAUAGAGAAGCUUCGGGAACUGAGGGUUGAACACAUCCUCAUUCACGUCUCCAUCACAACCCCACUUUUGUGCAGCUGAUGCUGGCUAUUUAAUCAGGAAUUAAAGGGAAAGCGUCCUAUUGGAAGGAGCUGCACUGAGACUGUUCAGAAAAAUUCAGGGCCGUCACAACAUGCCCCACUAAGCAUGACGCCGGUGAGAAAGGGACUACACACACAUUCACACUCACUUUCACACCAAUCGUUUGAAACACCUUUUGUUUUCCUGUGUAAGCGAACCUCUUAGGAAAAGUAUGUAUUAGCUACACCUAAAUUUACAACUUCUCUCU